AUGCAAGCAACUUCCAGACCCACUCGAAGCAAGUCAGAAAGCCGCUGGGGGUCUCAGAAGGAGGAGGCCAGGCGACAACAAGAUCCUAUUAUCAUGGGACCAACUCCUUUCCACCCCUCAAUCCUCAAGGUCCGGCUCCCGAGAAACUUCGACAAGCCGACGGACAUGAGGUACGAUGGGACCAAGGACCCCCAGGAGCAUGUCACAGCCUUUGAAGCAAGGAUGAACUUGGAAGGGGUAGGCGACGCGGUUAGAUGCCGAGCAUUCCCCGUAACAUUGGCUGGACCAGCAAUCAGAUGGUUCAACGCCCUCCCGCAGGAGUCCAUAACAACUUUUACAGACAUAUCUCGAAGCUUUCUGGCUCGGUUCACGACACGCAUAGCCAAGGCAAAACACCCAAUCAACUUACUGGGGGUCACCCAAAAACCCGGGGAGCCAACUAGGAAGUUCCUAGAUAGGUUCAACGGCGAGUGUUUGGAGAUCGACGGCCUCACGAACUCAGUUGCUAGUCUAUGCCUAACAAACGACCUACUAAACGAAGACUUUAGGAAGCACCUCACAACCAAGCCCGUGUGGACCAUGCAGGAAAUUCAAAGCAUGGCCAAGGAAUACAUCAACGAUGAAGAAGUCAGUCAGGUUGUAGCAGCCAACAAACGUCAGCUCCCUAGCUCGACAGCCUGA
Messenger RNA from Arachis stenosperma, 681 nucleotides. RefSeq lists its product as uncharacterized. NCBI's taxonomy places the organism in Eukaryota, Viridiplantae, Streptophyta, Magnoliopsida, Fabales, Fabaceae. The record is from RefSeq and is a predicted model, not a curated record. Bases 1 to 681 code for a protein of 226 amino acids. The transcript has a single exon.